CUUAAUUGAUUUGACGCGUCCCCUCCUUACGCGCCAAAACCGCGACCGUCCGACGCGUCUCACGAAUUUCACCCCACUCUCAAAAGCCCCCCUAGCCACUCUCUAUUCGUCCUUCGCAACAACAACAACAACUUUUGCUGUACCGAGUCCAACAAUGUCUUCCGUUGUCGAUGCAGUCAUCCAUUCCGACGGUCCUCUCCCAUCCAGCGACGGUCAGGCCGGUCGCCGGCGACGUAGCACAAAUCGAUCUUCUUCCAGGCCUCGGGGGCCUCCUUCAGAAAGCGCGGGCGCCAACAGUGAUAUUGAUGGCUACGCUGAGGACGAAGUCGUCGGUGCGAGAGGUACUACUGGAAGAACAUAUACUGCAGGGCCUGAUGCCGAUAUCCCAAGAGUAAUCGAUGUUACUGGAGAGGCCUUGUCGCAGCGGUUUGAGGAGUUCCUAGAAGCAUACGCUGAAGACCCCUCUUCGUCCGGCGCACCAGCAAGCAGUAUACAAACCGACAAAUACUACGUCGCGCAAAUACAUGGGCUCAGAGUUUAUAACCUUUCCACGCUCUAUGUCGAUUUCACACACCUUUUGAGGCACGAAGAUGGCGUGGUUGCAGCUGCUAUUGCUGAUGAGUACUAUCGUUUUCUGCCGUACAUGGUACGCGCCUUGCACAGCUUGAUUCAGAAAUACGAGCCACAAUACUUCAGAGAGCAUCGGCAACCUGCGUCGAAUUCUUCUGCUACCAAUGGAUCCGUCGCUGGGAGCAUGAGUAGCCAGAACGAUUCUACAGCGGACAAGACGCCGAAUCAACAGACUGACAAGAUCUUCACCCUUGCCUUCUACAACCUCCCUCUCGUGUCGCGCGUGCGACAGCUACGAACAACAUCGAUCGGUAGACUGCUCUCCAUAUCUGGAACCGUUACUCGUACAUCGGAAGUACGACCUGAACUGUCUCAGGCUACCUUUAUUUGUGAGGUCUGCAAUACCAUAGUUCCAAAUAUCGAACAGACCUUCAAAUAUACCGAGCCUACACAAUGUCCAAACCGCACUUGUGGUAAUCGUCAGAUGUGGCGACUGGAUAUACGGCAGAGUACUUUCGUGGAUUGGCAGAAAGUGCGUAUCCAAGAGAACAGCUCCGAGAUCCCUACCGGUAGCAUGCCUCGCACAAUGGAUGUCAUUCUGCGCGGUGAAAUGGUCGACAGAGCCAAAGCCGGAGAGAAAUGCAUAUUCACAGGAACAGUUAUAGUGAUUCCCGAUGUGAGUCAGUUCCGGGUACCCGGAGUACGGCCACAGGCAGUAAGAGACGUAGGGAAUGGAUCUCGAGGUGGCGAUGCAGGAGGAAGUGGUGUGAGCGGACUGAAAGAUCUUGGUGUCCGAGACUUGACCUACCGCAUGUCCUUCCUGGCUUGCAUGGUCACGCCAGAUACCUCUACACCAGGUCAAUCUGCCCAGCAACAUCUGAAUGGGCAAGCUGGAAACAUUCUAGCCUCGCUCAACCAGAUUGCGCCUCUUGAGACCACUGCUACAGGUGAAGAAGCUCAAUCCGAGUAUCUUUCAACGUUGUCCCCCGCCGAAAUCGAAGACUUGCGACAGAUGGUUCAUCAGCCAAACAUUUUCAUGAGACUUGUGGAUUCCAUCGCUCCGAUGGUGUAUGGCCACCAGGUUAUCAAGAAGGGGCUCCUGCUGCAACUCAUGGGUGGCGUAAGCAAAGUCACACCUGAGGGUAUGGCACUCAGAGGAGACAUCAACAUCUGUGUCGUUGGUGACCCAAGUACAAGCAAGUCGCAAUUCUUGAAGUACAUCUGCUCUUUCCUGCCUCGUGCCGUCUACACCUCUGGCAAGGCAUCGUCUGCGGCCGGUCUGACCGCAGCCGUUGUGAAGGACGAGGAGACUGGCGAAUUCACAAUCGAAGCUGGAGCCCUGAUGCUUGCAGACAAUGGCAUCUGUGCCAUUGACGAAUUUGACAAGAUGGAUAUCUCAGAUCAAGUCGCAAUCCACGAAGCCAUGGAACAGCAAACCAUCUCCAUCAACAAAGCCGGAAUCCAGGCAACGCUCAAUGCUCGCACAUCGAUUUUGGCUGCCGCAAACCCGGUUGGGGGCCGCUACAAUCGUAAGACGACUCUGCGCGCCAAUGUCAACAUGAGUGCGCCCAUCAUGUCUCGUUUCGAUCUCUUCUUCGUCGUUCUUGACGAAUGCGAAGAGAGUGUUGACCGUCACUUGGCCGAACACAUCGUAAAUAUCCAUCGUCUGCGCGACGAUGCCGUGCAACCACAGUUCAGCACCGCCCAGCUGCAGCGUUAUAUCCGCUUUGCGCGAACAUUCAAGCCUGAAUUCACACCGGAAGCGAAGCAGACUCUGGUCGAGAAAUAUAAAGAGCUUCGUGCCGACGAUGCCCAGGGCGGCAUUGGCCGUAACAGCUACCGCAUCACAGUCCGCCAGCUUGAGAGUAUGAUUCGUCUCAGCGAAGCCAUCGCUAAAGCUACCUGUGUGAGUGAGGUGACGCCUGAAUUCGUACGCGAGGCAUACAAUCUCCUGCGCCAAAGUAUUAUUUCGGUCGAGAAGGACGACGUCGAGGUCGAAGACGACGAGGAUGCUGAGCAGGCAGGGAAUGCUAAUGCUGAUGGAGACACGCCCAUGGCUGAGGACGAGGACGAAGAUAUGGACGAGGCAGGGCCUGCAAGGAGAGAGCCAAGUGCCACACCUGCUAGAGAUGCAGGGGCCAAGGAGAAGACGAAGAUCACUUACGACAAGUACAUGUCUAUUCACAACUUCAUGGUACGCAAAGUCAACGAGGAUCAACGAGAAGCGGAAGAUGGUGUCGAGGAGGAGGACCUUCUGGUGUCGUACCUCGAGUCCAAAGAGCACGAGCUGGAGACGCAAGAAGAUAUGGAAACAGAACGGACGCUCGCAAAGAAGGUGGUGCGGAGGAUGGUUAAGGACAAUAUUCUUAUGCGCAUCCGUGGCGAAGGACUAGCAGACGAGCAAGGCCAGGGUCUGGACAUGGACGGCAAGAUUGUCUAUGUGCUGCAUCCUAAUUGCGCGGUCGAUGAUAUGUAGCUGGGUCUAUGAAUAAUGACGGUAUAGCUGGGGGCAUGGCGGUCGCAGGCUUAAAACGAGGCGGUGUUGAGGAGCCAUGUUUGACCAUCACUGCA
Molecule: messenger RNA, 3141 nt
Organism: Pseudovirgaria hyperparasitica
Lineage: Eukaryota; Fungi; Ascomycota; Dothideomycetes; Acrospermales; Acrospermaceae
Product: MCM-domain-containing protein
Exons: 3
Coding region: 155-3046 (963 amino acids)
Biological process (GO): DNA replication initiation; mitotic DNA replication; double-strand break repair via break-induced replication
Cellular component (GO): nucleus; MCM complex
Molecular function (GO): single-stranded DNA binding; single-stranded 3'-5' DNA helicase activity; ATP binding
Source: RefSeq, a predicted model, not a curated record